UGUCUCAACCGACCUGCACAUUAAAAGAAGUGACUUUUAGUGCUGAACACAGAGGAGUAUUUUCAUCACAUUUUUUAUUGGAGCUCAAAGGACGAAGGAACUUCGAACAGAUACAGCGUCUGUUUACCCAACGUUAAUUCACUGCUUUCCACGACAAUCAGGCAGCACCAAUGGCAGCACAUCCGACCUUUACUCUUGAGAACCGAGAGCGAAUCCGGGCGGUGGAGAGCUCUUUCGGCCGCACUGGAAAGAUGCUUCUAAAACCCGAACGUCUUCUUGUGGGAGAGGGCUGCUUGUUGAAGCUGUGCAGGCGUGGACCCAAACCCAAAAUGUUCUUCCUCUUCAACGACAUCUUGGUCUAUGGUAGCGUCAUGGUGCCCGGUCGCUGGUACAAUAAGCAGAGGAUCAUUCCUUUGGAGGAGGUGCAGCAGGAAGAUCUGGAAGACGGAAUGGCCAUGGCCAACCAAUGGCUCAUCCGCAUGCCACGCAAGUCUUUCUACGUGUCGGCAGCCUCGCCUGAGGAAAAAAAUGCAUGGAUGGAGCACAUUGAGAGGUGCAGGGCCCUCCACAUGCAAAAUAAGGGCCUCCCCAAUGACAAUGAUGCAGAGAAGUUUGCUGCCACCUGGAUCCCUGACAUGGCUUCAGCCAUCUGCAUGCGCUGCUCAAAGCGCUUCAACAUUGCCAUUCGGAGGAGGCACCACUGCCGGAGAUGCGGUUAUAUAGUAUGUCAAGCUUGCUCGAAGAGCCGGGCCUUGCUACCCAACAUCUCCUCCAAGCCAGUGAGAGUUUGCCGGAACUGCGUGAGCAGCACAGAAGACGGAAAGGAGCAGAAAAAGAAGAGAAAACAUGUACAGCACUGGAAAAAGAACUCUGUAGAGGACUCAUCAACACUACCUGAGUUUGAGACGUCCAGCGACGAGGAGCUCGAAGAUGAGAACGGGCACCAGGUGCCCACCAAGUGGUUCAACAACCAGGUGGAGGAAGCAGAUUACUCCCACUACUGCUACUUAAAGACCGAGCACAGGAGUCCUCCCAUCAUUGGACUCUGACCGUGAUGUGGGCAACUACUAUUAUGAACUAUGCUGAAACUGAACAUGUUUUACUGUUGACCAGAUGCACAAAGACAAACACCAGCAGUUAUUAAGUAUUUUGCACUAAAGUAUGUGAGUCACUUCUACUACUUCUGUUUUGCACUUUUGUAUUUAUGUAUGUAAAUUUGAAUGUAUAUUCUAUUUUCAUAGUAUAACAAAUGUUUUCUAUUAUAGCAUGUAUAAAGUAAACAAUGUGAAUAUUGUAAUCAAUAUAAUAAAAAAAGUAUUAUUAUGAAAUACUUUGGUGAUUGCAUUAAAUACUUGGUGGGAAACAC
This is a messenger RNA of Megalobrama amblycephala (Wuchang bream), 1366 nucleotides long. It is a transcript of the gene plekhf1, whose product is annotated as pleckstrin homology domain containing, family F (with FYVE domain) member 1. Bases 171 to 1049 code for a protein of 292 amino acids. Lineage: Eukaryota; Metazoa; Chordata; Actinopteri; Cypriniformes; Xenocyprididae. The record is from RefSeq and is a predicted model, not a curated record. Gene Ontology annotation, molecular function: metal ion binding; phosphatidylinositol binding. The transcript has 2 exons.